AUGCCGAUCGCACAGCUUCUGGCGGCCAAUCCGUACAACCCUGAAAUCCUCCCGGAUCUUGAAAAGCACGUGGACGAUCAGAUCGCCAAUGGGACGUACGACUUGGAUGCCAACCUCACACUGCUGCGCCUCUACAUGUUUGAGCCCGCGCGAGUGAACGUGCGCAAGAUCAGCGGGGUCCUCAUCAAGGCUAUGAUGGCUCUGCCUCGCACGGACGUCACUCUGUGCCUCUGCCUCAUUCCCGAGAGAUAUCAAAUCGAGGAGCCUCUUUCCACCCUCAUUGCUCUCUCGCAAUUCCUUGAGACGGCCCGGUUCCGCGAGUUCUGGUCAGAGGUGGAGCAGCAACGGGAUCUGCUGGGGGCAGUGCCUGGUUUCGCGGAAGCCAUUCAGGCGUAUGCCCUUCAUGUGCUCGCCAUCUCACACCGCCGUGUGCCCAGAGAGAUACUGGCUGAGGCUAUCAACAUGAACGGGCCGGCCUUGGACGACUUUAUUCAGCGCCACGUGGAGGCCAGUGGUUGGAUGGUGGCGCCAGGGAAGACCGGCCAGGUGGUGGAGCUACCGAGCAACAUUGAGGCGCAAGCAGCGUCGCGGGGAUUGACAGAGUCCAUUCCCUUGGACCACGUGUCUCGCCUCUUCCCUGUCCUCUCGUAA
This is a messenger RNA of Closterium sp. Naga37s-1, 651 nucleotides long. NCBI's taxonomy places the organism in Eukaryota, Viridiplantae, Streptophyta, Zygnematophyceae, Desmidiales, Closteriaceae. The record is from the annotation of a GenBank genome assembly.